AUGAAUAAGACUCAAAAUAUAGUCCAAGUAUAUGAUGAUUCAACUAUAUUUGGAAGCUUGGACAUUCCUCAGUACGAUAUGGAAUUAAAGGAUUACGUCAAUGCAAAACCUAAUCAAACUCCUGAUAUAAUACGAGAUAAGGUGAUACCUUUAUUGGAAGAAUCAGCCAAAUUGAAUUAUUAUGGAGCUUUUAUUCAAUUAGCUGACUUUUAUCUAAUGGGGUAUCAUUCCAUUGAAACUAAUUACUUAAAGGCAAAAGAGUAUUAUGAAAGAGCAGUUGAAAUUUCUAGUGAUGGACAUUCUUAUUUCAUGCUUGGAUUCAUCUAUUCAAGUGGACUUUUUGGAGAAGUUGAAAUUGAUCAAGCAAAGGCAACAUUAUAUUUCCAAACUGGAAUGGAAAAUGGUGACAUCGAUUCAAUGAUUGCCCUUGCUUAUCGAAAUGCAUAUGGGAUUGGAACUCCAACCAAUUGUGAUUUGUCAUUGGUAUAUUACUCAAAGGUGGCACAAUUAGGUAUGGAUUACUUACAAAAGACAAACUACACUGUGGAUGUGGAUGAUUCAGUAUAUAAUGUUAAACUAGUGGAUUUCAAUGGCGGUAUCUACGGAGACAAAUUAAGUGAAUCAGUCAAAUCAGUGGUUUCAAAAGAAAGAAUAUAUGCCGAAAAUCGAAGAGCAUUUGAAGAAUUCAAUAUAGAUGGUAAUGAAUAUGAAUUCGUUUCUAGUUAUUACAAUGCAUUGAGGUAUUAUGAUGGAGAUUAUUUUAUCCAAAAAGAUUAUCCUAAAGCAACUAAAUAUUUACAACAAUGUGUGGAUCUUGGUGAACAAAUGUAUGGAAGUAACAAAUAUAAACAUAUAAAUACCAUGGAUAGAUUCUAUUUGAGUCGAUGUCAAGCUAUGUUGGGACAUAUAUAUCUUACGGGUCAAGGGGUAGUAAAAGACGUGGUAAAGGCUAAUUCAUUACUCACUACUUCAUUGCUAGUUCAGGAAAUAAGUGAUGCUCUUAAUGAUCUUGGAUACAUUAAAGAAAAUCAAUUACUUGGUACUCCCGAUGAAAAAGCUGAAGUCAAAGCAACUGAAUUAUAUACCAAAGCAGUGAAACUUGGAUCAAAUGAAGCAAGAUUAAAUCUUGCUAAACUUCUCACAUCAAUGAGUCCAGAUGGAGAGCCAUUGAGAGGUGAAUACGCAAAAGGCAUUUAUUUCAAUGUCAGAAGAGCCGUAUAUAAUGGUAAUAGGGAAUCAUUAUUUUACUUGGGUGAUUAUCUUCAAUCUGGAUUGGCACAAAAAGUCGAUCUGGAUAAGCUUCAUGAUUGUCAAAGCAUGGUAUUCUACUAUAAAAUGUUUGUAGAGAGAAUGGAAAGUCACUUCUUCCCUCAUUUAAAGUAUGGGUUUGAUGAAUUAGCUAAGGGUAACUAUAAGAAUUCAUUACUUGCAUAUCUGAUAGCAGCUGAGCAAGGUCUUGAAUAUUCCCAGAUUUCAGCUUCUUACUUAUUAUAUCAAAUGCAACCUUUAUGGUCAUUAAAACCUGUAAAAACUUUUGAUGCGGAAAGAGUAGAAUCAUCAAUAAGGUAUCUUGAAAGAGCUUCCCGUCAAAAGAAUACCGAUGCAACCAUACUUCUUGGUGAUUUAUAUAUGAAUGGAAUUGAAAACGGAAUUUUGGAAAAGGAUUAUACAAAAGCAUUUGCAUAUUUUAAAAAGGCAAGCAAUGAUCAUUCUUCUCAUGGUGCUUAUAAAUUGGGUCACAUGUAUGAAUAUGGAUUGGGUCCUCAGGACAACCUGGUGGAUUACUUCAUGGCCAAAAGGUUUUACGAUUUAAGUAUUCAAUAUCAAGAUGCAAAUAAAAGAUCUAGAACACUGAAUAAAACAGCUAUAAAUUGGGCUCUCCUUAGAUUGAGAAUGAAAUAUUUAUUCAACAGGAAGAAAUUUAAGAGUGAAAAUAGUGAAGUAGAAAAACUGGGUUGGUUGGAUUCAUUUAGAAAGAUAAGAGGUGGUUCUCGUUCAAAUGAAGUAGAUAAGGCAAAUGAAAGAGCAAGAGCCCACCACGAGGGUGGAUUAUAUGACGGCGAUGAUUAUGAAGAAUUUGAUAUUCUUGAUUACGUGGUGGUUUUCUUGACGUUUGCGUUUUUUCUCUCAUUUUUCAUUCAGAAUGUGAUUCGUCGUAUUAGAAGAGCUGGUGAUCAACCUAAUGAAAAUAAUGAAGAAAAUCAAGAGGGCAAUAAUCAAGACUUACGUGGUCAAUUCAAUAUUAGAGGCGUUAAUUUUGAAUUCCACUUUUUUGCAUUAUAA
This is a messenger RNA of Scheffersomyces coipomensis, 2283 nucleotides long. Its product is annotated as ubiquitin ligase complex subunit. The transcript has a single exon. Bases 1 to 2283 code for a protein of 760 amino acids. Gene Ontology annotation, biological process: ERAD pathway. NCBI's taxonomy places the organism in Eukaryota, Fungi, Ascomycota, Pichiomycetes, Serinales, Debaryomycetaceae. The record is from RefSeq and is a predicted model, not a curated record. Gene Ontology annotation, cellular component: endoplasmic reticulum membrane. Gene Ontology annotation, molecular function: protein binding.